Amphiprion ocellaris (clown anemonefish) is the source of this 5260-nucleotide messenger RNA. It is a transcript of the gene sin3b, whose product is annotated as SIN3 transcription regulator family member B. The transcript has 19 exons. Bases 407 to 4234 code for a protein of 1275 amino acids. Gene Ontology annotation, biological process: negative regulation of transcription by RNA polymerase II. Gene Ontology annotation, molecular function: transcription corepressor activity. The record is from RefSeq and is a predicted model, not a curated record. Gene Ontology annotation, cellular component: chromatin. Lineage: Eukaryota; Metazoa; Chordata; Actinopteri; Pomacentridae.
CACUCCUACUCUGGCUUCCGGACGCCAAGACAGACCGCUGCCGCCGAAUUUAAAGAGACAGGCGAUAGUUAUUUUAAAUAAACGGCAACCAUUGUCCCUGAGCUGUUCCUUUUUUUUUUAUCGGCUUCUUCUUUUCCAUCGCGAUGUUUAAUCAAAGUCGCAGCGAGUAGCGGCUCGUCUGUCCGCGACCCUCCGCUCCGCUCCGCCGGGGCUCCCCGUCCGCCGCCGACACUGUCCAGCCAGCCGAAGUAGGGUCGCUCGCUUGCUGGCAGGCAGGCAGGCAGGCUGGCUUCCCGACCGAGAGCAAGGAUUGUCGGCUAGUCAACAACUGGAGGUAACAAACCGAAGCUUCCCUCUCAAGUUGCGGCAGCCAGCGGCUUCCUCCAGCCUCCCGUCGCCGGGGAUAAUGGCGAAGAUUCAGGCGCACAGCACCGCGAAGCAAAUAAACCAAAUCCAAGACAAGCCUUACGUUAUAACACAAAAGCAAGUGCAGCAGCAGCACUUCCAGAAGCUGAAGGUUGAAGAUGCCUUGUCAUAUCUGGACCAAGUCAAGAUUCGUUUUGCGAACGAUCCCGGCAUAUACAACAAGUUUCUCGACAUCAUGAAAGAGUUUAAGUCACAGAGCAUCGAUACACCGGGGGUGAUAAAUCGUGUCUCACAGCUGUUCCAUGGACACCCAGACCUAGUCUUGGGCUUCAAUGCCUUCCUGCCACCGGGGUACCGGAUAGAGGUCCCCAAGAAUGGCAUGGCUUUCCUCCAGUCUCCGUUCUCCACACAGGUAUCCCCAGGCCAGCAGGGGAAGAGUCUGACCACCCCUGCAGUGGCUGCCACCUCAGGUAGUGCCUCUGCCGCCCACGCUGAAGCUGGACCCGCCCAGACCAGUGAAGUCAAGCCGGCUUCGUCGGAGUCCCUUACUUCCUCGACCUCAGCCGGACCUCCGGAGCCUCCCAGCAGACUUUCUCUUCCCCUAACCAGCAGAGAGGGCCAGAAUCAGGCGACCACCUCGUCUGUGUCCCCGCCUGCCUCUGAGACGAGCCCCGUAGAAUUCGACAGUGCCAUCAGCUACGUGAACAAGAUUAAAAACCGCUUCCUGGACCACCCGGAGAUCUAUAGGGCCUUCCUAGAAAUUCUGCACACAUAUCAGAAGGAGCAGCUGGAGGUGAAGGAGAGUCGAGGCAGCCGAGGCAGCAGUGGGAUGACGGAAGAUGAGGUGUUUUCUAAAGUUGCAAGUCUCUUCAAGGGACAAGAAGACCUGCUGGCUGAGUUUGGACAGUUCUUACCGGACGCAAAGAGAUCACUGUUCACAGGGAGCUCGCUGACAGGAGGGAAAGAGCAGCUGAAAAGGCCGGACGAAGAGGACACGAUAACCAAACAGAACAAAAAGAGGCCCAGGCCCAUACUUCUGCAGCACAUGUCCCCACUGCUCAAGAAAAAAAUGAAGUAUUCCUGUACCAAAGAUCAGUCCUUCGCUUCAGUUGGCAAACAUGGAGUGUUAAGAGAAUUCUCCUUCUUUGAUAAGGUCCGUCGCCUGUUUAAAAGCCAGGAGGUGUACGAGAACUUCCUGCGCUGCAUCGCUUUGUUUAACCAGGAAGUAGUUUCUGGAGCUGAGCUGCUACAGCUAGUUACUCCGUUUCUGGGGAAGUUUCCUGAACUUUACACACAGUUCAAGUCAUUUCUGGGGGACAAAGAGCUCUCUCAUGCUGUGUCGGGCCUGUCGGAUCGCUACAUGGAGGGAGGAGGGGGCCGGGAGGUGGAUUAUGCCUCCUGCAAGCGCCUGGGGUCCAGCUACAGAGCGCUGCCCAAGACCUACCAGCAGCCCAAGUGCAGCGGACGCACUGCCCUGUGCAAGGAGGUGCUGAACGACACCUGGGUGUCUUUUCCCUCCUGGUCAGAAGACUCCACAUUUGUUAGCUCCAAGAAGACUCCUUAUGAGGAACAGCUGCAUCGCUGCGAGGAUGAAAGAUUUGAGCUGGAUGUUGUUCUGGAGACCAACUUGGCCACCAUCAGGGUGUUAGAGAGCGUCCAGAAGAAGCUGUCCCGCCUGUCACCGGAGGACCAGGACCGAUUCAGACUAGACGACUGCCUGGGCGGCACCUCUGAGGUCAUCCAGCGCCGUGCUGUGUACCGUAUCUAUGGCGACAAAGCCCCCGAGAUCAUCGAGGGACUGAAGAGGAGUCCCGCCACCGCCGUGCCUGUGGUGCUGAAGAGGUUGAAAGCCAAGGAGGAGGAAUGGAGGGAGGCCCAGCAGGGCUUCAAUAAGAUCUGGAGGGAGCAGUAUGAGAAGGCCUACCUGAAGUCCCUCGACCACCAAGGAGUCAACUUCAAACAGAACGACAUGAAGGCUCUGCGGUCGAAGAGCCUCCUCAAUGAGAUUGAAAGCGUGUAUGAUGAGCGUCAGGAGCAGAGCACAGAGGAGGGAGGAGUUGGCCAACAGGGCCGCAACGGCUCUGGUUCGGCCUCAUCCAGCGAGCCUCACAUGGUCUUCACGUAUGAGGACAAACAGAUCCUGGAGGACGCCGCCUCGCUCAUCAUCUACCACGUCAAACGUCAGCCCACCAUCCACAAAGAUGACAAGGACCACAUCAAGCGCAUCAUCCAGCACUUUGUACCCGACCUGUUCUUCUCCCGCCGCGGCGAGCUCAGCGAUACUGAAGAAUGGACUGAUGAGGAGGCUGAGCCCGAGGAAGGAGCCGAGAGAGGAGGAGGAGGAGCUGCAGCAGCUGCAGGUGGAGGAGGAAACGGUAAUUCUAACAGUGCAUCAGGAGCAGCAGCAGCAGCCACAGGUAGUCAGUCUCAACCCCAACCUGCCCAAUCACAGUCCCAGAUGCAGUCCCAACCACAGCAGCACCUCAACGGGGAGUCCAGGAGGAGGCGCUGCAGCCCAUCCCAACCGGCAGACACCGAGGCCUCCACCACCUCCAGCAGCACGAGCCAACCUGCAGGAACAACCACAUCCACCCCCGGGUCCACGCCGAUGGAGACGGGCUCAGGGGCAGCCGGGGAGAAGGUGGACCUGCGCGACCCCGAAGCAGAGCACCAGAAGGAACUGGACGGCGUCUACAACCUUUUCUUCGUCAACAACAACUGGUACUUCUUCCUGCGGCUGCACCAGACUCUGUGCUCGCGGCUGCUGCGAGUUUACCGACAAGCCGAGCGACAGCUGCUGGAGCACCGAGCCGAGCAGAGCCGAGAGAGGCUGCCGAUGGCAGAGGGCCGGAGGGAAAAGGCCUGCGACCUGGCCAUGGAGCUCCGCCUCAAACAGCCCAGUGAGGUGGAGUUGGAGGAGUACUACCCGGCCUUCCUGGAUAUGGUGCGCAGCCUGCUGGACGGCAACCUGGACUCCACACAGUACGAAGACACGCUGCGGGAGAUGUUCACCAUCCACGCCUACAUCGGCUUCACCAUCGACAAGGUCAUCCACAACAUCAUUCGGCAGCUGCAGCACCUGGUGAGCGACGAGGUGUGUCUGCAGGUGGUUGAUCUUUACCUGGCUGAGAGGAAGCGAGGGGCGGCGGGGGGAAACCUGUCCUCGCAGUGCGUCAGAGCAGCUUGGGAGACCAGCUACCAGUGGAAAGCCGAGAGAGUCAUGGCCGAAGAGAACUGCUUCAAGGUGAUGUUUAUCCAAAAUAAGGGUCACGUCGCGAUGACCAUCGAGCUGCUGGACACCGAGGAGGCUCAGGCUGAUGAUCCGCUAGAUGUUCAGUGCCUGUCGAGCUACAUGGAGCAGUUUGUAGGAACAGAGUCUAGUCUGUGCUCCCAAGCAGAAGGCUACUUCUUCAAACCUGUAUUCCUGCCCAGGAACCUGCGGCGUUUCCGUCGCUGGCAGGUGCGUCAGGUGGAGGCAAUGCGCUGCAGGAGGGAGUGGCACCGUCAGCUGGGCGUGGAGAACGCCGGGAGUCUGGACUGUCGAUUUAAACUCAACACUCACAAGAUGGUGUUUGUGAUGAACUCCGAGGACUACAUGUACCGCCGGGGAGCGCUGGUCAAGGCCAGGAAGUCGCAGCACAGAGUGGCAGCGAGCCAACACGAACGCUUUGACAAGUGGCACCAGGGCUGGCUGGCCAAUCACGUCACAGCCUCGGCCGAGCGCUCGGUGCAGAACUGGCUAAUGGGCGAGGAGGAGGAGGACAUCAUCCCCUGCAAGACGACCUGCCUGUCGACGGAGGUGAAGGGGCAGACGGUCAACAGAUACCAGGUUCAUUACAGCAGUAGCAAAGCCCCCUCCUCACCGUAGAGGCCACACAGGUAAAUGCAUGGACUUACAGGACAUCCGCACACUAAACACAGACACAAACAGCUGCUGCGUCCCGCUUCUCUGCCUUCCUCCACAACAUGCUCACUCAUUCACUUUCACUCGUGGAUGAAGAAACUGGCAGUGAGUCAGUGAAUGAGUGUGCAGUGUGAGGAGUGAUGAUGUGGAGACAAGGACCAGCAGACAGCGAAGUAAUCAAUGAGAGCGAACUCGGUCCCGAUCGAUGGGACGUCGGACACAAUGGCACAAACGGACUUCAUCAUCCUCAGCAUCUUCUUCAUUCUAGCUUCUCUGGUGGCACUAAAGCUGGUCGGACUGACAGACAGAGACGGUUGAUCAGGCGAGAAGUCACAAGAUCCUGGAGUUUGUUUCAGAAAUGUGAAUGUCUGUUUUCUUUUCUUUAUUUUUUUUAAGUCAAGUGUAGUUUUUAGCUUCUAAAGCCAGAGAGCCUUCUGCUUGUUGGUUGGUUGGUUGGUUGGUUGGUUUAUGCGUGUUUAUAUGGAGAGAUAAUGGUAAACGUGUGUAUGUAUGUGUAUCCUGCUCUCUUCAUUUUGUCUGUUUGUAGGCCCAGUACCGGCUCUUCAACUAUAGUAACUGCAUUAUUACUGUAUGUGCAUAUAUACAGCAGGGAUCCUGUAUUUUUAUAUAUGCAUCUACACGAGUUGAUUGAUACAUCUAAAGAUCAUGUGGUUCUUUACAGUGUUUGCUGUCAGCCAACUCUCGAUGUUUGUGUUUGUUUUUUUGUAUUUUUUCCUUUUUUUGUGUUGUAGCUAAACAAGUUAUCACCGGGGCAAAAAGGAGUCCUUAAAAAUGAAUUGGUUUAAUAUUGAUGAAGCAGUCAAAUUAUGUAUCAUAUUCAUGAUUUCACCAAAUGUUUACUUUGCAUCGUCUUUUUUUUGCAUACUGACAUUGAAAAUAAAAAGCAAAAUAUCAGUGUUAAAAUAGAAUGUAUAACAUUUAUCCUGUAUCAGUUAUCAUAAAAUAAACAACCUAGUUGUGACCUUCUUA